Molecule: messenger RNA, 1998 nt
Organism: Leptosia nina
Lineage: Eukaryota; Metazoa; Arthropoda; Insecta; Lepidoptera; Pieridae
Source: the annotation of a GenBank genome assembly
AUGUGUUACCGGUGGCGGAGCAUCUGUGCACUGGGCACAGGUGGGCUCACACUACUUUACUGGCGGUUGCGAAUCGCCGGAACACCCUUGGGCUUCGCCGCGGCGGACAAUCCCACUGCGCGCGACCUCUCCAUUUUUACCAGAUUUUAUACCUUCACCUACCUUCCAGUUUUUAAUUUCUUUCUCCUUUUAUACCCGUUUCAAUUAAGCUUCGACUGGUCCAUGGACGCGAUACCGAAGAUCACAUCAAUAUUUGACGCCAGAAAUUUAUCCUCCUUAAUAUUCUAUGCGGUCGUCUCAAAAGUGACGUGGAGAGUUCUAACGAACGAGAUAAAGAGACAGCAGGAGAAGAAGGAGAAGUACUAUAAAAAGCAAAGCAAGAAACAGAAGUGGAACAAUAAUUGCAAGCACGUAAGCAGGCGGCAGUAUUGCGAGAGGAAGAAUAUGAUGCCGCAGAAGGAGUAUUCGUCUUCGAAGCGAGUGUGUCCGUGCAACGGCUGCAAGCAUUCUCUCACGGAAGACCACACGAACGCGUGCCGAACCGUCAACAAUAAUAACGUUAUGCACAAUUCGUCGUGUGUAUGCCCAAUAGUGCACGGUAAAACGAAGACGCCGAGCCAGCACAAAUACCAGUAUCGUAGUCCUCAAAUUGCAGUGCUGUUAUUCACAACAUUUAUGGUGCUCCCGUUCGUGCCAGCCAGUAAUAUUCUUUUCUAUGUUGGCUUCGUAGUCGCCGAGCGUGUGUUGUAUAUUCCUAGUGUUGGUUUUUGCUUAUUGCUCGGCCUGGGAGCGGGAGCUUUGACAAGAACUUGGCGGCGUAAUGAAUUGCGAAGUCGUAUUUUUAUGUUCACUUUGUUAGUGACUUUAUGUGCCAUGUGCGGUGCUACGCUUCGACGGAAUUUAGACUGGCGUGACGAGGAGAGUUUGUUCAGGAGCGCCCUGCACAUUAAUCCUCCGAAAGCUUACGGGAAUCUUGGCAGUGUUUUGUCUACGCAAGGGCGAGUCGUCGAAGCGGAGGCGGCGUUCGAAAGAGCUUUGAAAUACAGACCGAAUAUGGCUGACGUUCAUUAUAACUUAGGAAUUUUACAUCAAAAUCAAAGGCGAUACGGCGAAGCUAUCAAAAGUUUUGAGAGGGCAAUUUAUUUUCGACCAUCCAUGGCUUUGGCGUAUGUGAAUCUCGGUACGUCACUAAUGGCGGACGGUAGAUUGGCUGAGGCCACAAGCGCUCUACGGGCGGGGUCUAGGGCGGAAGGCGCCCGCGUACGUGACAGACGCGAACACGACGCGGCCCGGGUGUCCGCGCUAGUCCAGCUGGCGGCUUUGCAUUCCCGAAGAGGACACUGGCACAAAGCACUCUCAUCUUACAAGGAGGCUUUACAAAUACUUCCUGUCACUAAUACUCCUAUUGUCGGCUGGACACGACACAAUGUCCUCACAAUGGCCGGCGAUAUUUAUGUACAAUUGCAACAAUGGGGCCUGGCUGAGCACAGCGUUUUAUCAGCGUUAGCCCUCGCACCUGGGCACGCGGCCACUUAUUUAAGCCUAGCUCAAAUUGUUGCUAGAAAUACAACACGAAAUAUGGAAGCAGAGAUGUGGUUCAAGAAAGCAAUAACUCUGGCUCCGAACGACCCGUCUGUUCGAGAUCAAUUUGGCAUGUUCCUAAGAUCUCAACGUCGAUUAAGAGAAUCCGCCGAACAGCUGGUGACAGCUGCGCGUCUCUCACCGACCGACAGUGCGCGGGCGGCGUCGGCUGCGCGGGCGCUUCGGGACGCUCGGAAGUGUCGUUCUGCCGAGCGAUGGUAUGCAAGGGCGGUCGAGCUUAAUCCUAAUGACGCCGAGCACCACUCGAAUCUUGGCGCUAUUCUGCACCUCAACGGCAAAUACGUCGCAGCCGCCACUUCAUACAGACGAGCACUGCAGCUGCAACCCAACGACGAAGUCACUAUUACCAAUCUCAAGAGGGUUAGAACACUAAUGAGCAAUCAACGGAAGAAAUAG